GGACCACCGCACAGGGCGAGCCAGAACUACAGGCUCGGUGCAAUCCCGGCAGCCGAGCGUUCCCCCCCGCAGCGCCAGCGGCUCUGCCGCACGGUUACAGCGCAGCCGCCGCGCCGGGGCCUGUCCUGGGCCCCCGUUCCGGUCCGGGCCGCCGUUCCGGGGGAGCCGCAGCCGCCGCGAGCAGCACCGCCCCGGCCGUUACCCCACGUGACCGCAGAGGGCUCGCGCGCGGCGGAGGCGCUGCCGGCCCGGCCCCGCUGACGGGAGCAGAGGAUUAUGGCACAAGCUCAUGGUUUGGGGAAGAAAUACCUUAAAGCCUUUUUUAAAGGUUUUUUUGUUGCUGUUCCAGUAACAGUCACUUUCCUGGAUAGAGUUGCCUGUGUGGCGAGGGUGGAAGGAGCAUCAAUGCAGCCUUCUUUGAAUCCUGGGGGAAGACAAGCAUCUGAUGUAGUGCUCUUAAACCACUGGAGCAUUCGAAACUAUGAUGUACAACGUGGGGACAUUGUGUCAUUGGUCUAAUGAGUGCUUUAUAAAUGACCCUCUGCUCUCGUGCCAUACAUGAAUACCAGCUGCUCACCAUCGCUCAGAGGUGACGGGCAUCAAUGCACCAGCUUCCAUUGCCAACUCCUGUCACAACUUGUGUAGCUGUGAAUGCCACUCGGAUUUAUGACUUCAACCAGUCAGCCUAUUGCCAUCUCAGUGCUGCAAAAGUAGUGGGAUGCGUGCAGUUGUUGCAAAUUGCUGUUUCCUUGUGUCAUGUCCCCUUUAGUUGUAACAAAAUGAAAAAAAAUAAAUAUUUUUUAGAGCUAAAGCUUAAGCUGUUUGUAAACAUUUAUUCAGCUUAUUAUAAACACUCUACUGACAUCAUGUCACUCAGAUACACAGGAAAGAGCAAGGGCAACAAUAAGUUUUCAUGGUUUUUAUACCAGGAGACUAUACCUGACAGCUUUGACAGCUUUGCCUUCUAGAAAUUAAUUAGUAGAAUUUCAGGUUGCCAGUGUUCUUCAGUUGAUUGUUUACUAGGACAUGUCUGGUGAUGCCAGAAUUUCACUGCUUAUUAAAGAUUUCUCACGAUUUUAAAAACAGACUGUACAAAUAUAUUGUUCUUUUCCCAUUUCCUCUGUAACAAAUAAAAUCAGAGAAGAACAAAACAUGCUUUUGUGAAUUCAGAGCAGGUUUUUCCUGUCUGAUCCAAAACUCUAGAAAAAAAUUAGACAGCACUUCAGAAGCAGUAUUUUUAAAUUUAUAGUACUUUUCUAUUAAAAUGACGGUGAAAGAAAAAAAGAAUAGAAUAGGAAUUAUUUUUUUUUUUUUUACCCUUGAAAUUGGUGUCAGUCUCCUGGUUCACUUUAUAGAAAGAUGUUGAUGUCCCAUCUUUCCAUUUUGUGAUCUGAGAAAUUGAUGGUAGAAUUCUCACUGUAGUCAGUAGGGGCCAUGAUAUUAAUAGGUGGAAAAUAUAUUAAAAUUAUUUUUUCAAUAAAAUUUGAAGAACAAGAGAAGCACUGAAAUAGAUGUACAACAGUCUAUAUUACCUAACUCAGUGUGAUCAUUGGUAACCAUUUUGUAAAGCUUAUGUUCUUAUAUUCUCAAAAAUUAUGUUAGCUGUAUCAGCCUAGAAAAGUGAUUAAAUCCUUUUUCCUUUUCCUAUGAUUUUCAAAAUUUUAUAUUGUGUAUAUCCAUGAAAAUAACUCCAUACCUUUAUUAAAACCUCAGUAUCUGCAUUUGUAUUUAUAAUGUUAGAAACGUAACACUGAAACCUGCAAGUUGUGAAGGAUAAAAAGUCAUGUUUAAAUAGAGAAGCAAAAUUACUCCUUCCAAGAGCCAAUAAAAUUGAAAAGCAUUCAUUAUAAAAGUAAUAAAAACUUAUGAGUCCUAUUUUAUUAAAAUUACUAUCCAGUUUCCUGAUGGAUCUGGAUUACUUAGCAGAUAAACCAGUGAUAUUUUAUGUCUCGCAAUGAGGUUUGUCUCAGGUGAGGUCUCCUGAAAUUACAUCAAUGGUUUUAAUGUGAAUGCUAAUGGAUGCGUUUUACAUGAGCACCUUCUUUUCAUAUCGUUCUGCCUCUGUUUGUUUUGGCACAGAAUUAUUUUUGUCUCUUGAUUAAUGAAUGAGAAAGUAUUAGCUUUUUUGAAAUAAUAUAUUAGCACUUUGUUUACUAGGUCUCUGAGUCACAUAUAAUGCUGUUCAUAUUUGAUAUCCGUGUUGCUAUGUAAUCCAUGUUAGAUAUUUUCUUGUUUAUAAAGUAUUAGUCUUUCAAAGAUUACAACGAAGGCUAGUUCAAAUUUAAUGUAAGGGAUUUUAAUAUUAAUAAAUUUUUCCUGAAGCCAUUUUUAUAUCUAUAGAACAGAUACAUGUCAGGUCAAAUUAAGAAAAGGUAAAACUGUUUGCAAAUGUGAAAAUAUUUUCUAUUUAUCAAAUCCAUACCAAUAUUUUUGUCCCUGUUUAAUGAAGUGCAUUAUAUCCUCACAAUAACUAGCAUGUACAGCAGUGGUGUUUCUAGUCAUUUACAUGACUGUCUGAACUAAUCCAUUGAAUAUUUUUAACUCUUUGAGUGUCCACAUACCUUGACUGAGCUAUAUUGAAGUUACAAUGACAGACAAGGAAAGAAAGAAAACAGAGCAUAGUAAUGGGAGGAGGAGACUUAUUUUGGUGGCACAGAUAUUGAAAGUCAACUGCCGUGUGCAAACUGACCUAUAUCAGUAUGAAAGGAAAAACAAAGAGGUCCAGAGGACAAACUUUUUUUUUUUUUUUUUUUUUGUUUGAAAGAGAGAAAAGCACAGAAAAUGAAGAACAAAAGUAUGUAUCAGCCAACACUAUUAAAAGUGCUUUUCUAUGUCAGUGAUUCUCCUGCUUAAAUAGUCAGAAGUCUUCCCUUUGAGGCAUUUAAGUAAUGUAAUUUAAAUCUGCACACUAUAAAAUAUUUCGCUUUGUAUCAAAUGGCCAAAGAAUAAAGGUAUUUAAGAAAAUUAGUGCAAUUCUUUUUGAUCUUCUUGUUUACCAGAUAACAUGAAAGGCAGCAAAGGUCAAUUUUUCCAAUGAAUAGAACUGCAUCACCAGUUGCGCAUCAGGACCUUAUUCUUUGGUUUUAGUUUUUAUGACUGUAGAGCUUACAACAAGCACAUUCUUUUGAAGACUCUUGUCUAUAUGGAGCAAUAUAGAAACACAAAUCCAAAGAAAACUGUGUGUCACAAAUGUGCAGCAAUUACCCAGAAACUGGAAGCUUGGCCUAUUAAUUAGCCUAUAUUGAAUUUUUUUGCUGUUCAUUAUGAAAUCUAGCAAAUAACUGGUUAUGUUCUUCAGGCUGUUUUUGAAUAAAAUUGCUUUUCUUUAAAUUCAACAUGAUGUAAACAAACAAAUGUAAACCACAGGACUAUAACUUAAAACAAAUUAAAAAAUGGACUGAAUAAUGUAAAGGUGCAUUUUCAUGUGACCAGAGGUGAAGCAAAUUUGGUCAAAAAUCUGGAAAAUUGUUGAAUCUACUAUCAUUAAUUAGUGUAGUACUAAUUUUCUGUCAUCAGAAGAUAUCAGAAACUGCCUCCUGUAUCUUUUAGUAUAUAUUUGAGGUUUUCAUAAAAUAAGUCUUAAGAAUCAGCUGGUUUUCUGUCAGCCCAGUUUCUACAAGACGAACAGUAGCAGCUGUCGCAUGAAACACAGAGUUCCAAAAUGCAUCGGAUAUUCUGUAGACAAUAAUAGGAUUUCAUUUAUUCCUGUCUGUAUCACUUAAAAUCACAGUAAAUAAGCUCAAACAGACAGUUGUAACAAAAGUACCUUUGGUAUGUACAUUAUAGUAAGUGCAGAGAGUGAAACUUCAAACUAGUCUCCCAGGUAAAUUUAAAAGUAUUCUAACACCUGACUCAUAUUAAAUACUGAUUUGUUUUAACAAGUGCUGGCUAGGAAAAUAGUGUCUUUCAGAUAAAAUGAAAUUUAUGUUUAGAUCAUUUCAGUACACAAAUAGUCAUGGUUCAUUAUAGAGAAAAGGAAGAUAUCUAAAAUUGAUCAGUCGUAUUUAUCAAACCUCAAAAAAUUUGUGACUAAAUUGUUCUCUCAGAUUUCAUUUCUUAAUGUGGAUCAUCAGCUUCUUCAAUGCGGAAACAAUGACUGUAUUUAGCGUUAUUAUGUGAAAUUCUCUGCUAUUUUCAUUAGCUGAUAUUCCAAAUUUGAGUCAAUUCUCAUUGCAACACACAGCUUUGUGACUACAGCUAACUUCCCAUAGUAGAUUGAGUAUAACAUUGUGAAUAUGUUAAAAUAUAGUUUAUUAGAAGCUAAAAGCAAAGGAUCACUUUUGGCUUAUCUGUUAUCAUUUUUAUAUUAUUUCAAAUAUGUAAAUUAUUACUGUCUUACAAACCAGCACAGAAACUCAAGAAAAUGAGAAAGGUGACUUUAUCAUAUUGUUUUAAAGUUCCCACUUACAUGAGAAAAACCUUGGAAAUAAUUUAAAAAAUCUUAUUUGUGAAAUGAGAAAUUUGUGACAAUAUUUUCAAGAGAUGAAUGAUUAUGGAGAUACUUCACUCUAGGAGUAGCCCUUUCUGAAAAUUAAGCAUCUUUAAUGUGAUUCAGAUUGUGCUCUCAAAAUUCUGGCCUUCUUGGAUUUUUGAUGUGUGCUGCUAAAGGCAGAGAACCUGCAUGAUUUAAAGAGAUGAACACAAUUGUGUGCUAAAAAGAACAGUUCAGUGACUUUUGGCUUAAUACUUGAUUUGUUCUCUUAGUGAUCUAAAGGUUGAAACAAGUUGAUAUGAAAUGAAAUAAGAGGCUGAAAACAAUGGAUAAAAUUUUUAAAUUGUAUUGAGCAGUUUGGCCUACAUGGUCUGGAAUCAAUUGUUGGUUAAUGAACUACAAUAAAAAUAGCGACAGGGAUAAGUAUAGAAUCUACAGCUGUGAAAAAUAAUAUGAGAAGGAGUAAUUUAUGUAUUAGGAAAGUUUGAAAAGUUAGUAAGCAUUGAAUGAUGUCAGGAAAUCUGUCCACAUCUAAGGGACAAGACCUCCUAUGAUAGUGAUAGCAAAGUAUGAUUCUCAAUGUCUUGAGAGGCAGGAUGCAUAUCCUUUCCUCCAAGCUGCCUUUUCUAGUAAUUGGUUGUCCAUUUCUUAGUGUGUUUUUCUGAGUGUUGCAGAAAAAACACUGUGACAUACACAGCUUUUUUGUGUCUCAAGGCAGAUGGUCUGUGCUCUUAUUACAGCUGCAAACCUUUCAUGCCUUUGACUGGAGUUUCUAUCCAAGUUCUACAUUUUACAGUGUACGGCAUUUCUUGCCUCUGCUCCAACUUUCUUUCCUGAACCUGCUUUCCAGGUUCUCUGUAGUACUGAAAGCUGAUAGUAAAUAUGUUCCAGCAUGGUCUGGCAAUAUGUGGGAACCAGACAGAGUUUUCAGGAGCAGGCAGGGGAGCCAGUUGGGCAACAAGAUUCAGUUAUCUCUUGUCUUGGCAGUCCAAGACUCUUUCUCUGCCCAAACACUUUGUGUACUCAUCAUAAAGAGUGGUUCAGGAGAUGACCGGCAUGUAUGCUGGUCACGUCUGCAAUAGGGAAACCUGACAAGUGCAGAACAUGUGUAAAAGAAAGCACAACUUUUUGUAUUUAUCUGUGAAAGUGUGAAGUUUUGUAGGAUGUUCUUUAAUGAAAUAAGUUAACACUGCUAUGUGAUGAAACAACCGUUUAUUCAUCAAAAUACUGUAGGUGUAGAGUAUCUGGAGUCUCUUAGAACUCCCCAUGUAGGCCUCAUGGCAUACAGAUUUGAGGUGAUUUUAUAAAACCUAAGUACAAGAAGGUUUAAAAAAAAAUGAAAAAUUUAAUUUUUAUCAACAGGUAGGUACUUCAGAUUAGAAUCAGUUUGCUGAUUCUUAUUCUGGACUAGUUUUAUUUCUCUUAUCAGAGUAGUUAAAAAUGAUUAAUAUUUCUGACUGAAAUAUUUUUGCAGUUUCUUUUCUGUGAGAAUUUUUAUUCCUUUCUCUUUGAAUGAAAACAAAUUAUGAAAUGUUAAAAAUGUGUUUUCAAUAUAAUUAUUUUUUUUUCUAAUAAAUUCUGAUAGCAAUUUGGAAGUUGAUCCUGAGGGAUAUCUAAGCUUUUAUCAUUAUCUGUGCAAUGGAUCUAUAGCUAUGUUUUAUGCUGGGGAAGCCAUUUGUACAGACAGCUGUUGAACAAAAAAAUGUGAGGAAGGGUUGGUAUUUUAGUUGGUUUUUUAGUUGCUGUUGUUGUUCUAAAAAUUGUCACAAAGUAGCGCUAAAGCCUUGCAACAGACAGAAAAUUCUAACGUGAAACAUUUAUCUCUUAAGUACUUUUCCAUCCACCUAAAUUUGCAAGCUUUUUGUUCAAAUAGUACAUAAAUGUAGCUCUGGAACUGUUUUACUCUGCAGGUUGCUUGCCUUCUCCAUUAUACCACUGCUACGUUUUGUUUUCUUUCCCUUCCCCUUCAAAACUGAUGUCCUCCGCUUCUUCCACUGUAGGAGACUGAGUGGAAGCGUUUUGUCUGAGUUGUGCUCAGGUCUCACACAGAGGUGGGAGCCAGGUUUGUUGGGAAGUUACAGUGUGUCAUUCCUCCAGACAACUCAGCUUUCUCCCCAUUUCCCCACAUUAUCCUUCCCACUGUGGUAUGCUCAGUUCUUUCCUCUGCUGUCUACUACAAUAACUCCAUGUCUUCCCUAGGUUGCCACUGCUUUGUCACUCCGUAGGACUUCUAUUUUCUAACACACUGUAUAAUACCCACCACUGUGUUGUGAAUUCCUACAUAGGGUUGUGGGAGGGCCAGAACUAUGCUAUGGGUCCUCUGGCCACAAUGCAGGCCAUGUGAAACAGAGAAUGAUAAUGGUCACUCUGUAGUCUUUCCAUGAGGAAGUGUUUCCUUUCCCCAAAUGAAUUUUCUUAUAUUUGCAAGAACUGUGAAGCUUAAUAUGUUGAUGUUUCGUACUCACCAGCUAAAUUAGGUGAAAAUUGUUCAACAAAUUAAGAGAAAAUUUUCAAGGGGUGGAUCUGUAGAGAUAGGCAGUGCAAUCAUAUCAGAGGUGAUUCCUUUUUUACUUCAUGAAGAAAAUCCAAGAUACAAAGAUAUCACUUUUGGCUCAGGAUUCUCUGGACCGAAAAUUGCUCAAAGCUAGGAAAAUAAUUCUAGGGUACUUUGAAUACACAGUUAAGCUGUUAUUAAGCUUUUCCCUAAACAUCCAUUUUUGGCUAUUGUCAGACAGGAUCGUGGUUUAGGUGGACUAUCCUUACUUUCUGAAACUAAACUAUAAUAACUAUAAAUAAGUCAGAUAUUUUAGUUUGUUACAAAUUGGAGAGGAUGCUGGUGGGCAGAUAGGAAAAGUGAUGUAAUUGUGUGGUAACAUACUGUAGUAGAGCUGAGCCCCAAAUCAGCAGAAUUAAAGAACUGAUAGGGAAAUACAAGGAAAAGAGGGGUGGAAACGGAACAGGAUGAGUAUGUUGUACAUAAACUAAUACUAAAACCUACAGAUCAAUACAUGGCUGGACUCUGAGACUGACUCCCAAAACUAGGAGCUCUGGUCAUCUGACUUCAGAGCCUUCAAAACCAUUUUGUUAUUUCAGUCUGUUAGAAGCAUUUUAAUAACAGUAUAACUGUCUGAGCAGCUGUUUUUAGCUUUGGGGCACUUCAUGAACAUUAAGCACUGUUCCUAAAACCCCGGUGUGAUAGGUAAAUAAAUCCCUUUUUAGUACUGCCUAUCAUUAAUUGAAAUUAUGGAAAAAACCCACAUUAGAUUAUUUGUCCUUCUAACUUUUGGGGCAGUGUUUUCUUUUAUGGGAGUAGUUUUUUAGAACUUUUUUAUCAUUGUAGUUCUCAGUCAUUUCAUAUAUUAGCAAAAGCAUUUAUUCUUUCUGCGUAUUCAGUUUCUUUAUUUUUUUUCACAUUGCUCUUUCUCUGUUGGGAUUCACAUGUACACAUAUUCUUAGAUUUCCUUUGUGCCUAAAAAUAGGAAUACUGCCGUUUCUUAACCUAUUUUCCCACAUCAUGCCCUUGUAGAUUCAGAUUCACUUUGAAGAUUCCUUGAGUAUCUUAAGCUCUUCCUCUAGAGCCAGAAAGUUGACCUGCACUCGUGCUUUGCUCUAAUUAUUCAAUGAACACCAGAUAUAGCUCACUCUAUAGAUGUUUGUCAUUUUUAGAGGCUGUAUGUUUGGUAUGUACUUCUGAGUGGUAUGUGUAGACUAUUGUUGCCCCUCUGUUCAGCUUUCAGGUGGCAUUCAUGUUCAUUCUUCACUAUCUGAAUGAUGUCUGGUCUAGGAGAAGUAAUCAUAGUCUUAAUCAUAACUUUUUUAUAUCUCAUUUGAAUAUCAUAGAAAUUGAUAUGAUUAUAUAGUUAUUUUUCUCGUCAUUCAGUAUUGAUCCAUUAAGUGACAUAUAGACAUAAUCCCUACCAGGCAAAUUCUGCACAACAAGGUAAUAUAAUAUAACCUGAAAUUAAUUCUUCCUGGUAAGCAUAGCUGGCAUAAGUGUUAGGUAUCAAAUACAUAAAAAGUCUUUUCUCAUUUACCUCAAGAAUAUUUAUCUGUAAAUUUUAUAGAUCUUUAUACAUUUUCUAAGUGUUUGUAUAAAGCACCUCUCAAAAAUUGUGUAAAUCUGGAGAUUGUAAAUCUACAAAAUGUAUAGUAAUAUUGUAUUGAAAUAUUAAUGAAAUGAGAUUUGAUGGCAGAAUUCUACAAGCUCUCAUGAUUCCCUGAGAAAGCUAGAGCUUUGAUGAGAAUCUGCCUUGACCUUCUCUUUAUAGGGAGUUCCUGAAAAGACCAGAAGAUUUUUAAACUCAUAAAAGCAGUUUAUACUGGAUAAUUAUUUUAAAUAGAGAGAAACAAAAAAGAGCACGUGGCUAGAUUAGGCAAAACAAUACAAACAGGGUUUCAGUAUUACUCUUGCCAUGUACAGUGAGUCCUUGCAAUCAAACUCUUCAUUCAUCCCAUGCUUGAUUUCAACUACUACAUGGCUUUCUGGGAUGAAGAAAAUUCUGAAUCCCCUCUGAUCCUUAUUAAUUUUAUUUCUCCUACAAUGCCUGGUUGCAUAUGUCCUUCUCCCCUUGGCACUCCCUGCUCUGCCAUCCCUCUUUGCCUUUGGGACCUUCUGCCCCUUGGUGCUCAGCUGAUCACUCUGAUGGCAAAAUCUUCUGGCUCCACAUGGUUUUGCCUGACUCACUGUAUUUGAAGAGACAAAAUAGGCAAUUAAGAACAGACAAUAAAGUAGGUCAUGCCCAUCACAGAAACCAUAAUUUAAGUGCAAAGUAAUCUCUCAUCUAUAAACUUUAUAUUUUGUACCUGUGAAUGGAGGGAGAUUAAACAUAUAUGGCUCUCAAUGGUCCUUUGAAUACUGAAGUCCUGGGAAACUCAUCCCAUUAUGGUUUCUUGGAACGUAAGAAAUAUAGUUCCAUGGUCAACAUUUGUGGGUGUUAAAUGAAUGUACAAUUUAGCAUAAAGUUGCUGAUUCCAGUGUCAUUCUUUAUUUUUGGCAAAUUAGCUAUAAAUGAGUUCAAAUAAAUUCAGUGGGUAAUUACAGGGAAAAAAAUUAUCAGCAGAGACCUCACUGAACGCUGAUAUUUAGAAAUGUCCACUAAAUAAAACCUAAUGAUUCAGGUAUAUAACUUGACAUGUUGAGUUUAAUCUACCAUAGCAGUUUUUAUCUUUGCAAAAUUUAGGUUGAAAAAAAAGCCUUUGAUGUUUGAGUAUAAUUCUUUGAAACAACAUUAGAACAGAUGAAGAGCACCAGCACUUUUCAUCUCACAAUAUGUGGCACAUUAUUUACUGAAUGUGUUACAGGGGAAAAAAAGUCUACUACUAGCAGAAUGCUUCAUUUAUUUGUAAGAAUCACUGAAAAACUAACAUAACUAAAAAAGGAAACAUCACAAAUGUUGCAUUUUAUGGGGUUCACAUGUUUAUUUUUGUCAGUCUUGGUUACUUUUAUUUUUUCCCUGCGGUAAGUGGGUUUUAAGAAAGAAGGAAUUUUCUUGACAGAAUGAAGACAUAAACAGUAUUUAAAAAUAAAACAAACUCCCAUAUAUCUGCCCAAACUAUAACAUAUGGAAGAAGAAUCAUGUGUUUCUUCCCCUGGUGAAUCUGGCUUUCAACAGAUAGGAUUUCAGACACUGUGUGAGCCACAGGUUGCAUUUCUGUUGUUUUAUUUAAUACCUCUAAGCUAAUUUAAUAUCCACUCUCCAUUAAUUCUGAUGACCCUUUUUGUACCUUUUCAGACUUUUGGUCUGUAAAACAUCCUGUGGCAAUGAGCUUCUCGUAGUGAUAACCGUUGUACCAUGGAUGUUGACAGUAAUUCAAAGUUGCUUUCAAAUGGGAGUUCGUGGCAGACGUCUAAAUUUAAAUAUGUUGAGACGUUUUCCCUUGACUUUGCUGUGCUCUGGAUCAGGCUGUUUUGAACUUUGCUUGUUUAUUGGUUUAGUCAAAUGUCUUUGCAGCAUAGUAGAAAAGCAAUAAGAAAACCCCAGAAAACAGCUAUGCUCUUUUAUUGAGUGUUAGUGCAAUUUUACUUGUCCUUAAUGUUGAACUAAUUUCCUGUCAGGCAGGCAGUAGCAGUAUUUCAUUUUUUUCAUUAAAAAUAGAGAGAAAGGGAGAGAGAGAAGAAAAAAAAUAAAGGAUAUGUAGUAGAUGAUGUAGAUUACAACAGUAAUUGACAUAGUGGUUUAACAUUCCACUGGGAUACUGUAUAAAGCCUUCUGCAUUUGAAAACUGCAGUUCAACUACUGAUGUUUAGGAACAUGAACAGUGAUGGAAUCUACUUUUUUAUAAGUUAUUUGAUGGAAUCCAGAUGUGAGAAAAUGGUAUUUCAGUGAUGCGAACCACUACCAAAUACCAGUAUGUGACUUCUUCCUGGUGAUAUUUCAGUCUAAAAUUGGAAGCAAAAGAAAUUUCAGCCUUAGAUGAAAAUGGCUGCUCUCCUUAUGCCCUACCUACCCUCCCCACCCCAAUUCUAGCAAGUCACAUUUAUCAUUUAUUUCAAAUAAAUUACUGUUCUCAAAUUGUCUGUCAUCAUGUUUUGGAUCUAUAUGUUUGCAUAAUGAGUAAUUCUGAAGUAAUAUUUUAUUUAAGGAUGAAACUACCGUGUACAGACAUAAUGACUUUUCACUUCUAUGAAAGUGAAAUGCACUCAGGAAGUGCAUUUCAUUGUGUAAAUAAACACGUGAGCAGCCAAGACUCUUUAACUGCUGGCUGCCAUCUACUUCCACCCUCCUCGCUGACUACCCUCUUUCUCAAAUGCCUUCAUUCACGUCAGAUGCUGACUGACCUCUUGCAGCACACUAAAGCAUCAGAAAGGUAACUUGGCCACCAAAAGGAGUGUCUUUGGUAGCUUGGCAUGUGAAAUUACUCAGUGAUGGGACUGAUGAGAGCCAGAAAAACGGUCAGGAAAGGGCAGACCUAGCCUCUAGCAAAGCUGGCUUUGGGGGAUAUCUUUGACAUGUAUUUGGCAUGUUCAGCUUAGAACUGCAGCCCGAAUUACAUGCUUGGGCCCAUCCAGCAGGUAGUACUAUUCAAAAAAGUGUCUUUUCCUGGUGUAUUGGAUUUUCAUGGCAAGGUUUUGGUGCUUGGCGGGUGGGCAAGGCACAGGGGUGGCUUCUUUGAGAAACUGCUUGAAACUUCCCGUAUGUCUGAUACAGCCCAUGCCAGUGGCUCCAAGACAGACUCACGGUUGGCUGAGGCCAAGCCCAUCAGCGACAGUGGUGGUGCCUCUGGGAGGAUGUAUUUAAGAAGGGGGAAAAAAAUUGCACAACAGCAAUUUGAGCUGGAGAGAAGAGUGAGAAUAUGUGAAAGAUAACAGAUAACAAGGCAGAUAACAAGGUCAGUGAAGAAGGAGGUGAGGAGAAGCUCCAGACACCAGAGCAGAGAUUCCCCUGCAGCCCAUGCUGAAGACCAUGGUGAGACGGACUAUCCCCCUGCAGUCCAUGGAGGUCCACGGUGGAGAAGAGAUCUUCCUGCAACCUGAGGAGGGCCCCACACCAGAGCAGAUGGAUGUGUCUCAAGGAGUCUGGGACCCUGUGAGAAGCCCACGCUGGAGCAGGGUUCUGGCAGGACCUGUGGCCCCACGGAGAGAGGAUCCCACGCUGGAGCAGGUUUGCUGGCAGGACUUGUGACCCUGUAGGGGAUCCAUGCUGGAGCGGUUCAUGGAGAACUGCAGCCCGUGUGAAGGACUCGCAUUGGAGAAGUCAGUGGAGGUCUAACUCCUGUGGGAGGGACCCUACACUGGAGCAGGGGAAGAGUGUGUGGAGUCCUGUCCAUGAAGAAGGAAGGAGCAGCAGAGACAACGUGUCAUGAACUGACACUGCUUUUAAGAUUUCUUUUUAUUUCACACUAUUCCCCAAUUCUAGUCUGUUCUGCCCAUUAUGGCAAUUGGCGAAUGAUCUCUCCCUGUCCUUACCUUGACCCAUGAGCCUUUUGUUAUAUUUUCUCCCCUCUGUCCAGAGGAGGAGGGGAGUGAUAGAGUAGCUUUGGUGAGCACCUGAUGUCCGGCUAGGGUAAACCCCUCACAUCUGGCAAUGGAUAGCACUGUACCAAAAAGGACUGUGUUGAUAUAGGAUGUCCUAUCUGACUCAGUUAUUGGUAAUGAGAAUUGUGAGAGAUCUAAGGGUUCAUUUAUGUCAUCAGAAGCAGAUAUGCAGCUGAGAAAGGGUGACCUAAAGCAAGCUUUUGCCACAGGGCAGUGUCCAUUUUGUGGAAGAGGUGGGUCUUGUUUAAAACAAUGCGUCUCAUUUCUGGGUAUCUGUUCAAAUUACAUAGAAACUUGCCAGUAACUGGAACAGAGAAAUCACUUUGAACCCAGACCAGAGUGCAAGGUAGCUAUCAGGCAUAUUAUUGUUUCAUGUUUCUGUCACUAAAUAUAGCAAGUAACAUCCUAAGCUGUGCAUUUUUGGCAGAAGGAGCUAAUAUUCUUUCACUUUAAAAUUUGUCAAGUGUUAGGGACUCAUGGACCCCAUAUGUCUUUGCCCAGGGAGUUGGCGGUUCAGGAAUGGAACAGGGAUGAGGGACUUCCUACUGAAAGCCUGAGGUCCUUCGCAGGGUGGCAGAGCUGUCUCUGGCUGAAGUCCAGGACCUGGUCUGGAAACUUGCUUGUGUGAUGUACGGGUUAGUGACAAUUGCCUCAUGUUGACAACUGUUAGCCAGAACUUGCAUGACAUCCAUGUGACAAAUUUGAAUUCCGCCCCCCUCCCCCCGCCUUCAUUUUAAUAAAUGUCAUAAAAGAUAAACCACAACUUGGAAAUAAACUGUAUAAGAUUUGUAUGAGUUUUCUUCAUGCCAGAUUACUGUCAUCAUUGAGUUUGGUUAGAUACCCAUUCUGGUCUAAGUACCCAAGUAUCUCAAAUCCAGCCAGUUUUAGCUAAUUAGUAAUUCCUAUAAGUAUGCUUUCUUCCAUCAGGAUAACCAGAUGUUUAGGGACACUUUUGUGGUCUUCAGAAGUGUACAUGUUCUCUGAGUGCUUCUGGGCUUUGUGCUUGAUUAUUGAACCAUAAAUGUGUUGUGGUAACUUUUCUGUUGUCAACCCGGUUUUGGAUAAUGCUUGCAUAUCAGUAAGUGAGGAUGGUAUUGGCAUGAUGCUUCCUAUUUUGCUUCCACUUACCAAUUUCAAGAAGUACAGAUUUGAAAAGGUGGAUUAUAGGUGACUGCUUUUAUGUAUUAAUGGUACCUAUGGAGGGUCUCAUUAACACUCACAGCAUGGAAAAUUCCUUCAGCUACCCUACAGAGCACUGGAAAACAUGACUGCUGAGCAGGCUUUAUUGUUUAUGCUUCAUUUUUCUAAUUUAUUGUCUAAAAGGAUAUUUUUGCAGUCUUCGUAUGACAAAUAAGAUACCAUAUGGGGGAAAAAAGAGCUGGACAAAGGCAGCAGGAAUACUUAUUUGAUUCAUUUAUUUAUCACAGAUUUCUUUUUCUUUUUUUUUGGGAGUGAGAGUUUCAUUUUAAUUGUAUUCUUGUGAAUGUUUAAUUUCCAAGCUGGCAUUUGGUACAGUAUUAGAGCAGCAAUUAGUGAUAAAACAUCUUGUUGCAAUAUUUACACUAGAAAAACUAAAUUAUAUAUGUAAGAUGAAUAUAUAUAUUUUUAUAGCAGGGUUAUCUUUUCAGCUAUAGCAUGAAUUUUAUAUGCUCUUAUGAAGGUAUUCAUCCAGAUCUAAUGCUGCUACUUCUUGUUGAUAUUUGAGGGUAAUUUUUAAAUUUUAAAGUAUCUUAAUUUAAUUAAAAAUUAUUCCUUUUUAGAACAAGAAGGAAAAAUAUUUUUACGCUCAAAAAAAGAGUUCCUUCCUGCUCCUGUCUAUAAGAAGAGGAAGAUACGCCACAAUUUGGUGGUUCAAUCUGUAUUUAGUAAAGGGCAAGGAGAUCAUAGUCUUCAUUACAUACCAUAAUUCUUUGGAUUGCCAUCUACUGAAGUAUAGUGCCUGCCCCUUUCUGUCUUGCAAUUGCAUUCCUUGAUGUUUAGCUGGAAGAGCUAAAUGGCCUUCUUGUGCUAGAAGUGAUAACCACUGUUGCUCUAUAAACCAGCCAACAGUGGCACAGCAGUAUCUGGAUACACGUUACCCUGAAGGUGUUGUCUUCAGUGAUCAACACCCAGUGUACCUGCUCGAGACCUGGGAAGCUGUAGCUGCAGCUGAGCCUGUAGCUGCCGUGCCACUAUACCAGCCAACAUUUUUGCAUAGGUUGCUAAAAACCUCUGCAGCAUAGCAUACACUGGUUUCAGACAUAAUCUUAGCUUUUAAAAUGAUUUAAUACUAGAAUAUAUUUGGACUUCUUCGGUAGGAUUUUUUUUUUUUGUAAUGAGAUUGAGAAGGGAGAGGAGGAAGGGAGCAGUAUGCUGUGUGCUUGGAGAUGGUCGUAUUUCUUCUCAAGAAAGGUGGAAAGUUGACUUCCUUUAGCAUAAAUCUAAGGUCUUAAACAAGAUCGAUGAGUUUGAUUCCCUGCACUUUUGGGGCUCAUUCAUGCUUUUUUUGUUUUUCUGUUUUACAUUCUAAUGUUAUCUGCAUGAAUAGUUCAGGAAUACUUGUGUCUCUCUCAAAUGUGGCCCCUUUUCCUGCUUGUGAAAUAUACCGAUUGCUUAAUUGAUUGUUUUCCUUACAUGUGUUUAAAAAAACAACUUAAUCAAAUUGUGAAUAUUUCCUUGUGAAGGUUGAGUAUGCAGUGAUCAGUAUUUGUGCUGAGCUACUUAAUCAUGAUUUUGCAGAUAAGUUGUUAUCGGAUAAAGUUACAGGUCCUUUAUUGAUUGAAUGUGUGUGUAUUUCUGUAAAUAAUUAUGUUUGUUUAUACAUUAACACAUUUUUGCUCUGAUUUUUAAAUCUAUUAUUUAGCUUUAAAAAACAUUUAUUGUGAGAGUUUGGAAGCUAGAAGUUGCCAUCUGGCAUUGUUACCAAGAAGAUGUAUGAGAGGAGAUUCUGAUUCCAGGUAUUCCUUUUGCACAAACUCUCAGUGUUCCAUCUUGUGUGUCUUGAAUAUUAUAAUGGAGGGAGCAUAUCAGAGAAAGAUCUGCCAGAAUUUUGAAAUUUUGUAGCUUGUGACUGUGAUACAAUGAAGAUGGGUCCAUCGACUUGACAUCCUCUGGGAAAUUAGAACAUCUGUCUGGAUCUGUUCAAGAUAAGUACGAAACCAAAGGUUUUCUACAUCCCAAUCAUAAAAACACUCAGGCAGGUUUCCUAAGUCCUCCACUCCUCUUUGUUCUUACUAAUUUACAUCUGUUGGCGGUUUGGGUAGAUCAUUAUGCUUGUCACAAGGCCUUUUUUUGGCAUACAGAGAUUAAAAGAUUAGGUUCCAAGGUCUCUAAAGCAGAAGAGAAUGAGAAAGAUGUGACACUUGCAAAUGAUCCCCGCCAUUUAUCAGGACUUUCCAGGAACAUUUUAAAUAUUCAUUGCUUUCGGAAACAGACAUUUUGGUCCUUCUCAUUUAGAGAAGAUUUUUUUUUUAAUCAAAAUUUUUAUGGCUCAAGAAAAACUUGAAAACAAUUCUGAAGAAAAAUUCUAACCCUCUCCAAAAAGUAUAUGAUAUAUUUAAUGAGGGAUUUUUUGCUGGCUUUACCUUCUAGCCUGUAUUGGAAUCCAUAAGGCAGUGACUGUAGUUUCUCUCUUUAUAUCCCACAGUUUCUCAUGUAGAACUAGCAGGCUCAUAAAACCCAGGGAAAAAUGCACUAAAAUGAAGGUGGGGUGCUGCCUCCUAAAAUACAUUUGUUUAAUAUAUUUUUAACUGAUCCUGCCAUCAUUUUUCCUUUAUUAGUCUGAGGCAAUUAAACGCCCUGUUACUUUGAUUUUUGUGGAAUUAUGACUAUUUUUGUAAUCUAGUCAACUGAAUGUAUUUCUGUUACCUAUGAUAAAUGCUGAGAAUAGCAUAUAUCAAAAUGCUUUAUUUCAUUCAGUUCAGAGAAAUGUUUACUGGUGUGAAUUUAAUGGAGAUUUUAUAGGUUUGUAAUUAUGCAGUGAUACGAAGUAUCAGUGCAUAGGAUAUUAGCCAAGUGUAGAUAAUGUGUGUUUUAAAAAUGCAACAAUUUUCUUGACUUCAUUAGUUUAGGUGUGCCACAUCUUAGCGCUACUCAGCAGUGUUGGAAGAAUUGAAUUUUGCCCCCUCGAGAGCAAAGAUAAAAUGCUUUAUUUUGCCUUCAUCUAAUGAAUAGUAAAAUUCUGCUGAAGCAGAACAGCUGCUGCUCUCUGUCCUCCCUCCCCUACCCGUUGGCACAAUGGCCUCCUUUAAGUGAACUCACAGCCCCAGCAGCAACUCAGCUGUGCUUGCCUGGUCCCAGCCCCAGCAAAUAUCAGAUGUUUGUACCCUGUGCCUUUGAACGAUGGAGGGACAUUGAUUGGAAAAGGACAUAAGAGGUGCUUCACUGUCCCUGUGGCCACUGUACAACUCACUGGCCGCUCAGCAUCUCCGUGGCUAUGGAAGGAGUAGGUGAGAGCAACCACACAACCUUGUGCCCCAUAAACUGCCAGCGAGUUUCGUUACCAUCAGCACCGUGCCCUCCUUUGGGAGGGUGAUACUUCAGAUCUGCUCUCCUCCUGCCGCAUUUUGUUGCCUUUCGUAGCCUGACAGACUGAGUAAUGACCUCCUUCGAUGAUCGCUAAAUAUAACUCUGGUUAGACAUAUGUGAAAAUACAGGAGUUAAAGCACCCAGUUCAAGUAUUAAAUGAAUGUUUUAGAAAUAAAUUUCACUAAGUGGGAAAAAAACACCGUACAGCUAGAUUGGUGGUAUGGUAUGCAUUGUAAAUAGGUAUGUGCAUGUUUAUUGCUGCAUGAUUGUCUGUCAUUUUGUACUAGUCAUAUAGGGAACCAAAACUAUAAAUGAUGAGCAAAUUGCAGUAUGAUGUUCAACUAAUACUGAGUCAUCCAGAUACUUAAGUUGGCAUGAGAUCUUUAUAUCAGUUUGCAUUUUUUCCAUAGUUGUUUUUUUCCCUUCUGUUUUCUUAACCUUAUCAAGUUUUUUUACUGACUCAUAUGUUCAUUUUUCCUGAAUUUCCAUAAUGAGAGUUUGCAGAUGUCCUAAUGGAUGGAAGAGACCAUUACUUUGGAGAUGAAGACAGGAAAAUAAUAACCUUUUUUCAGCUCUGUCUUUCAAAAGCUGUUUCAUCCUUGCUGUCAUGGCAUUCUCUGAAAUAAUUUGCCCAGCUAUAUAUAAGGAAAAUAAAAAAUUAUUUCAUAACCUCAUUACAUUGGCAGUGUUAUGAGCUUUGCAAAUGUCCACUUUGUAUUUCUCGAAACAGCUGUAUUUGCAGAGCAGACCUACUCGUGUGCAGGGGGAGGGAGAACUUGCUCUAACUUGCAUCUGCUUGACAUCACAAGGCAGGCACCAUGACUGUAUCUAGAUCUUUAAAGGGUUGCACUUUCUUCAUCAGUCUUUAGGUAGCAAAUUUUCAAACAGCAGAUAUAAACCAGCUGGAAAUUCUACGGAUGCUGAUUUAAUUAAAAACACCCCAAAACAACACAGGAACUUGAUGAUAAGAAAUCAUCAAUUGUCCUUUUUAAAAAGGAUUUUAGGUAGUUUUAAGGCUUUGGACUGUGUUUUUUCUUUAGCAGCUCUCAAACAUACAGAGAUUUAACAUCUAUGCAGUGUUAAGUGUUUCUGAAGGUGAUUAUUUUGUCUUCUAUUUGUUACAGUCCAUACAAUCAGUAAUAACAAACCAUAAAUCAAAAUCUGUUGUGCCUUACUACUGACUGAUAGAAUACUGUAUUCUCCAACCAUUUAAAAAUUGCAAGAAUGAUCCUGAGGUACCAUUAAAUUAGCUUCCUGAAGGAUACAGGGUACCUUUGGAAAUUAUUUGAAUUAAAGCUUAGAUUCUUGUUUCAUUAUUUAGUUUAAGUAAUUUAUCUAUACUUAAUAUGUUUUAAGGUAUCAUCUUUCUUUAGAUUAAUAAUAUUAGUGAUAUUCAUAUAGAUGUCUUAUCAUCUGAUCUCCAGUUAGUUUAGUUAGGUUAGAGAAGAAGUUGAAAAUACGAUUCCAAAUAUACAUUUGAAACACAGUAAAUAAAUCUUAGAUUCCUCAUCUUUUGCUAUCUGACUUUGCUAAUUUACUUAAUAUUAAUUAUAACGCUAACAAUCUUGAUAUUUGGCAGGAAGGACUGUUGAUCUUUAUCUUCCUAUCUGCUAUGUAAGAACUACUAAAGUUCAUCUGAAAUUUAUUCUUAACAGGCAGAGCUACUUCACAACUGUUUUCUUUUCUUGGGAACCUGAUAGUACACCAGUUUCCAAAAUAUAUGCUGGUUUAUUAUAAAAGUUGCUUCAAAGAUUCUCUCAUUGGAAGCUGAGAUACAUUUUAAUAUUAAUAACAUGAUUACUGAGCCAGGACAGAAGUCAUGAAAGGAUUUGAAACAAUUUGGAGAAAGUAGUUGAUUCUAUGGAUCUUCACUUGUGUCUUUUGUUCUUGAGGUUACUUUAGACCAGAAGGCCUCAUUUAAAAGGAUAAAAAGGGAUUAAGAAGAGAACAGCUCUUUACUGAUGCAGAAGUGGAAUAGACAACUUCACUAAGUAUGCUGCAUCUCCACUUUUUCUUUUUUUUCAGGUGGUGGUUUAAGGUUUUUUUUUCAAGUAUUUGUCUUUAGUCAAACAGAGUAAUGAGAAACAUAUUGGAACACUGUACAGAAGAAGAGUGAAAAUAGUUUAUAUCUUUUAUUUUAAUCAUUAUAUGGGCUAGUAUUCAAAAACCUCAAAUCUGCUAAUUCUCUCAGUCACAGGGACAGAAUAUUGAAUGACAGUGGUAGAAAGGUAUAAUAAGAAAAUUUAAUUCAGGGUCUCUUUCAGUUUCCUAUUUUAUUUUAAUAUUAUAGUACCGUAUAAAAGAAUACAAGGAGAGAUAACCCGAUAAAAAUAUGCUUAAUUUGCUACCCUUAACUGAUACGCUGCUUGGGGUCUUUCCUCCUUCUACUAAAGUGACUUAAUGCAGUGGCUUUGACACAUUUUCAUAAAAUUACCUGCAGUGGUCAAGAAUCAUUAGAAGGUUAAAAAAUAUAGGCUUAGACUAUUUUGCUUGAGUGCAAAAUGUUAAGAAGAUAUUUCUAACUGUAUAAAAUAUUCUCUUUGAUUACACUUUUAUAGAUAGCACAUACUGCAAAUUUUCUCCUUACUGGUGACCCCUGGAGCCUCAUUUCUGUCAGCAGGUGUAUUGCGGAACUUGAUGCAGUACCUAGUAUUUCACAAGGCAAUAUUAAAAUAUUUUUGUUGUUCUUCAAUUUUAAGAAAAUUAAAACAUCAGAGAUAAAAUAGUUUUUAAAGCCAAAGUGAUAUUAUGUUGUGUUCUUUGUUAAUUAUUUAUUGACUUUUUAAUAUUUAUAUUAAUUUCAGAUGGGAAAAUGAAAACAGAAUACUGUAGUUUCUUUUUCGUGGCUAUGAAGCUUUAAUUUCAUAGGCCUUUUUCCUUGUCAUGCAAGGAUUGGAUUGCAAAAAUGAGAAUGUUUUUAAUAUCUGAUUCAUUGCAGGUUUAUUUAAAAUGUAGGAACUGUAGAUCCUUAUUGGCAGAGUAUAUCUGGAAUGAGUUAUGAAAAAAAAAAAACAACCCAAAAAACCCCACAAACAAACGAACAAACCAACCAACCAACCCCACAAAAGCGCCAAACCAUAAACAGUUUUAAGUGUGCCAGGACAAUGAGGUUUGUGGCUACAUCGAUAAUUUUCUGGUACCUUAAGUCAGACCAAUUUAACUCUUACUAGGCAUAUUCCUCUUUUACUUUUUCUGUACCUAGAUUUAGAUCAGAAUCAUUUUUUUAGUCUCUAGUGCAGAAAUACUUACUAUGUUUAAUAGAUUUUUUUUUUUUUUUUUAAAUUGAACUCUAUAAUCUGAACUCAUAUCUGUCUUGAUAUGUAAUUUCUGAAUACCCAGUUUCCUAGAAAAACACUUGGGUUUCAGCUCAGUGUAAACACAGAAAAAAAGCUUAGUGGCUGAACAGAAGAGUAACUAUGCAACCGAUAACAAUUUUCCCUGUGCAUGCCUGUGUGACAACAGUUUUUUGAAGUCUUGCUUGAAAAUUGAUUUCUGGUAAUGUCAACGUACACAUAUGUCAAGCAGAAUAAACUUUCUUACUGUGCUGCCAGUACCUACUACCAGAAGGUUAAACAGUUCAUUUUUCAUAUGAUCUAAGGCGUGUGUGAAAUCAGCUUUUGAAAUACAAAUGUAAAUCUAUUUGGUGUGGAUUGGCUGCAUUUGGAGGCUGUGGCAUUUUAGGGCUGGGAAGAGGGAGGCUGGAGACUGUAAAGAAUUGGACAGGUUUGGGGAGAGCGAUCCAGUUUUGAAUUACUUUGGCAGAAUAUGUGAAAUGUUUCUGAGAUGUUUACUGAUGGCUUGGCUAGGAGGGAAUGGUAGCCACGAGGAAAUUGAUCUGUGUAUAGAACUUGGGCUACCUGACCAGGGAACUGUAUGUUUCUCUAAUAUAAAUUCUUCAGGAUGAAUUGCUGUCCCAUAGAAGACUGUCAUCUAACCUGAGUGUACCUUUGAUAUUUUACUGUUUCUGUCUAGCUGCUUUGUUUCCAUCUGUGCAUGUCUGACUUUCUCAACCAUGCGAGAAUUAAAUAUGCUCCUUGAAUAGUAUAAGUGCAUAGAGAGGAUCCUGAUUAAAAUUAUGCGCUAUCCUCCUCCUCAUCACCUGUGAGAAAAAUUCCAUCUUGUGGAAUUCAUACUUCAGUCAUAUGUAACUAACCCUGAAUUUAAUGUAGAGAAAUAUACACUCAUCCAUGUAGUGUGUUUCUACCUGGAUGAGUUAUUCCUUAGUGAUCUGUUUCCCAGCAUUGUGUUUGAAUAGGUGGAAUAAGUGAGUAGGGGAAAGGUUGGUAUUGAGAAAUGAAGGCAUAUAUUUCAAACAAUUAAUUAAUUUUAUAACAUUCUUAAAUAUUUUUAGCAUUGUACUUAUGUACUAAUUCUUAGGAUUUUUCUUUUUCAUUCUUAUUCAGAUGAUAGUUUUAAAGGAACUGUAUAAAUGUUUGGAUUUUGAAAUCACUGAUUAUUAUUAGUCACUAAGUUUUCAGUCAGUGAAUAGUGUUUCUUCAAUUUUUUAACAUCUGCUAAAUAACAGAAGGCAAAGAACUAUGGAUGGAGUAAUUCUAGAAUUGCAUUCAACAGGACUUAUGAAAUUAAUUCAUUCUUGGAACAUUGCUGAUUUGGAACCAUAUCUAUUAUUUCAUGGUGGAUGUCCCAUUAUAAAUGAACAAAUAUAAUAUGGCAUGAUAAAUAUCAAAGGCUCCUGUUUUAUUCAGUGAAUCAUAUAGGUAUUAAAUAUAUAAAUUAACUAAUGAAGAGGUCUUAAGUUCAGACUAGAGUAGUAAAUGCCUAAUAAAAUCUUAGAGUAUCUUCUUGCUGGAGCUCAAGAAGAAAAUCCAGCUCCCUCAAUCCAAAUAUGUGAAGCCUAAUGCAUAUAUACCCUAAAAAUUUCUGUGGUGUGCUAUUCUGGCAGGUUAAAGGGGCUUUUAAUGUAUAAAGGUUAUACUUACAUCUUUAUGGACUGAAGUCUUUCGGUGAGGCAAGACUGGAAAUGUAAUAUCAUACUACGCUCAGGUCUCAAGCACAGAAAACAAGGAAAGCUUGUCAGUAUCUAAUGACUGUAUAUUGUCUCUGCUACUUAGAUGCUUUUGAAUAUUCUCAACUAAGUUAGAAGUUUUGUAGGUUUUUACCUACACUUUCUACUCACUGAUGGUGCCGCUUAGUCUAAUUUUAUGUAGGCUAAAAUCCACGUGGUAACAGAUUUCAGUUUCUGAAAUGCUCAAUCCAAGCCAGCAAUGCUCACUGUAGUGGUGGUAAGUCUUGUAAAAUAUCUUACUGUCUUCAGGCCAAAAACAUUCUUUAGGCAAUGUGAUAUUGUUAUUCUGUUGUUUUUUCCCCUGCCCUUCCUUUUUCUGCAUUUUUACAAAAUGUAAAUUAUCCAACAUAACAUGAGCUGGGAGAGGAAGUGGUUACAUUUUUUUAAUUAAAAAAAAAAAAAAGGCAUUCUGUUGUCACAUCUCACGUCUGUGCCCAUUGCUUAUUAUAAUAUGGUUCGUUAUGAUAUUCAGAGGAUUUCUGAUCAACAAAUUUAGUUGAAAUCUCACCAUUAUCUUUCGAGUUCAUGGCAGGCAUUUUUUACCUGCGGGCUGCUUGCUCAUGUGAAAGCAAGCACAUUUUACAUUUAAAAGCACUUCAGUUUUUGCUUGGAUUAAGUUGCUCCUGCAGCUGGCAAAGUCAGGAUGACCUCAAGGCUUUACAGAUAAAUAUGUUUGCUAUAUUUUCAUUUAACUAAACAUGGAAAUUGGUAAACAUAAAAAUUGUCUUUUAAAAAAUAAAAACACCAAAUAUGCCCCAAAAUGAAAACAAACAGAGAUUAAAAAUAACUUCUGUCUGGUAUGCCAAUUUUAUCAUUUCACAUAGCAAACAUAAUUUUCAUUUAAUCUCAUUUAUAGUGAGAUUUGAAACUUAUAAAACGUGGCUACAAAUCUGCAACUUUUAAUUCAGCUUAAUCUCAGUGAUUUUCAGAGCUGCAUCUGUAAGUAAAAACAUCCCCUCAUGUUACCACAUGGCCAGCAUUUGUAAGGUGAAGGUUUUAAUUUGGCCUGCUAUGGAGAGAAGCAAGAUAAAAUGUAACUGCUUAAUCAGCAAUGAAUAGUGUGUAUGCAGUGCAGUUUACCUUUGUGGUGGGCAGACACAGUAAACAACUUUGUUAUUUUUCUUUGAUUGUGACUGUUGGAGGAAAUAUAAAAAAUGGAGUUAAGGAAGAGAGACUUAUAUUCUUUAGAACAUGAAGCACAAUGUUAAUGUAGUGCUUAACUUCCAAAAAAAGUACGUUUGCUAAAUAUGAGUUUGUUUUUCUUUAGACUUCCAUUAAAUUUCUUUAUAGCCUCUUUACAGAAAUUUUUAAAAUUAUAGGUUCAUUGAUGUAAUUGUGUAGUAUAAACUGUUGUGUUUCAUUUGAACAUUUUGAGUAGGGUUUUUUUUUGUUUUAAUGCUUCUUCAGUCUUUCCAUCUAUUACCUUUUUUUUUUUUUUUUAAUAAUACUGGGUUGUGGUUUGAUUUAAAGUGUAUAAUAAUUCUAAACUUUCAUAAGGACCAUUUUAGAAAUAUGACAUGUGUGGUAAAUUCAUUAUUUCUGAUAUUGAUUAGGUGGGUGUGUUUGACUGUUGUUAGAAAGCUGGUUUUCCUCUAAAUUCUAUUUAUUUAAGCAGCAUACCUUAGAGAGUAGCAGUGUACUCCAUUUACUGCUGCAGCAUGCAAAGUUUCUCGUAUAUUAUGCUUUACUAAAGUACGUUUUAGUUAUUUUGCAUUUUUGUCUAGAGAAAAUACAAUUAUUUCUUUACACAAGUCCAAAUCAUAUUCGUUCCUGUCCAGUUGUGUUCCAAAAUGGGAUUUUUUGAGGUGACUGAAAUUCUUUAGAUAUGCCAGUCUUAAAAAAAAAAUGUUACAACUAAUGGUCUGAGUACAUUAUGCAGUAUGUGAGCUAACAUGAUGAUGCUAUCUCAGCAGCCCAUUUAGAACUACUUUACACAUCUCUGUGAUGCACUGACAGCAGAAAAUCACUUGCAAAAAAUUCAUGAUAUGAGUUUUGUCUAUGCUUAUUAAGUGUGUACCAAAAAAGUAGACUGUAUAUCUGCAGAAAUGAGUUAAUUUCUUAGUUAUAUAGUGUGAUUUUUCAAUGACAUACUUCACGGAUUUCUCAAGCCAUUCAAGUUCUGACAAAGCAGACUGCCUCAUUACAUCUUUUAAUGUCUGUUCACGAAUUCAUGUGCAUGGUGUUUUUUUUUCUUGAUGCAGCAACAGUGGAGACAAGAAUAUCAAUGAAGCAAGAAAGUAUCUCUGAGAACUUAAAAAAGUUAUCAGGAAAACUCAGCCAAAUAGAGUGUUUAGUAUUAUUUAAUCAGUUAAAAACAAGAAUUAGCAAAUAAUUGAUGGCCAGGUUUGAGAAGGUAUUUUGGUGCCUAAAUGCAUGAGUAAGAAAAUGGCAUCUGGUUCCGUUCAAGAAGGGCACCUGUUUGCUAUUUGCAUAUGAACUUUCUAAGCUUCCACUGUGACUAGGGAAGAUCUACCCCAUGUCCAGGCUUAAGAGUAAAGCCGCCAUCAUUCAUGUAAAAUCGUGACUUAACACAGACAUGUUUCUGUGUCUGCUGUCAGGGAGCAGCAAGAGCAAGGCAGUUCUGUGAGGGGCUUGAGCCAAGAGGGGACCCUGUGCCCUCACCGAGGGGUGCAAGCAUGGCAGCAGAGCCAGGUCUGGUGUUGGGGUCUAUCGACAGCUUCCCACACAGCAAGUGAUGAGCCAGGGCCAGAGGCCAUCACUGGAGUCCCAUCAGCAGUAAACACUGAUGAGACCAGGGACAGGGCUGGAAACAGUCUGAAAUGGGGAUCUGAAGUCCAUCCAUGUGAGAGGGCUAGGGACACCUGCCCCCAGCAUCGCUAGGGCAGGGACUGAUGGUCCCAGGCUGAAAUGGGGCUCCUGGGCAGUGGGCAGGGUGGGGGGAAGCCCCAGAGGAGGCAAGCAGGGGCAUUAAGGCCUCUGGGUCCCCUCAGGGCCCGGACAUUGGUUUAAAAAACAAACAAACAAAACCAACAUAUGCACCACUAAUAGUCUGAUGUUGUUUAUAAAUCUAGAAGUGUAAGUUGCCAUCUUGCCUGUUCAAGUCCAAACAUGUAUGCAUCAGAGAUUUCAAAUAACGCAAAUAGCUUUCAUUAUAUUUUUCCUCAAGAACUGACAGGAUAAGUAGGCAAAUUCUAAGCAUUCUUUCAAGAUUAUAGUAACGUUAUAAAAAUCAAUUUCUUUGCUUGAAAUUUUAUUGCACUUCUGGAGAAGUAAAUAUAUAGAGAAUAUCAUGUUAAAUCUGAAAAAAUCAUACAAGGACCAACAAAUUAGGGGGUAUGGAAGAUUAUCCAGGGCUUAAUUGGGAAAAAAUGUUGCCGCUAUUUUCCCUGCACUUGAUAGUUAUGAGAAAUCCCUGGUAUUACUGUCAUUGCUUAAAUUUAUCUAACUUUGACAAUGGUGAUCAUUUAGCUUAUGCAUUUCCAUUUCUUAGAUGCAAACAGUUUUUUUUUGUUGUACCUGAAAAUAUAAAGAUUGGCGAUUAUUGGUCUACUUCUACUACCAUAGAAGUUAAAAUGUUACUGAGAAUGAACAAACAAAGACAGAGAAACCCGGAGAACUAGUUGAUAUCACGAAUGUUUUGCUUUCUGCAUGACUUUUCUUUGGUGAUGAUACAGUUCCAAUAAUACAUAUUUUAACACAAUUUUUUUUUCCACUAAAUAUAUAAACUUCACAGAAAAAAUGUUUUUAUUUUGCUCUGCUUCACAUUGUUUUUCAGCUUGGAAGUAUUCCAGUGUCGAACUAGUAACUAAAGAAACCUUAAAGAUAUACAGGUCCAGGCCAUGUGUGGAUCUGCCUUGAUUUUUCAGUUUUGCGUGCUGCUUUCUUUCACUGCUGCAUUUCCAGUCCUUAAGAACAAUGAUAUUGAAAUCUUCUUGUUUCUGGGACUUCUGGACUUGCUAACUGGAGCAGAAAUUCUUCCACAUGGUAGUGCAGUGUGGUCACAUCAGCAGGACUCUGCGGUUUGCUGUUCUCCAGUAAUGUUCUGUGGUUGAAUUGAUAUGAGGAUCACUCUGAAAAGUUUGUGCGCUCAGUUUCAAGAUAAUGAUACAUUAUAGCAAAGAAACAAUAUUUCGAUCUAAGAGAUGGCAUCUGAUAACGUGGUAGCUGGCUAAUUUUGUGUGAAUAGGUUUGCUUUCGUUAAUUGAAAUAAUGAAAAGAAAGAAAACACAAUAUAUACUGCUUACUUAGGGUUAAGUACUUUGUAGUGUUAUAUAUACUCUUCAAGUUAGUAAGCUGGAAGUCCAUUGCAUGGUAAUUGUACAUGUUUAACAGGGCUAUGACUGUAGAGCAGAAUCAUAGAAAAGUUUGGGUGGGAAGAGACCUUCGAAGGUCACCUAGUGCAAACCCCCAGCAAUGAGCAGGGACAUCUGCAACUAGAUCAGGUUACUCAGAGCCCCAUCCAGCCUGGCCUUGAAUGUUUCCAGGGAUGGGGCAUCUACCACCUAGUGUAUUAUUUCUAAACACUUGAUUGAUAGUAUUAAAAUAUUCAAUGAGUAGAGAAUUAUACUCUUCUAGUAUACGGGAAAAUGCUAUACUUAUUGAUGCCUCCGAUUUAGAAAUACUCAUUAAUGAAAACUUAGUGUAUGAUGAGUGACUCUCAAUCUUUUUAGAGAAAUGAAAGAUUAACAAGCCUAAUAGUUGCAGUUAGCAAGACUAGUUUCUUCUUUUAUGAUAGAAGGUUUACAGUGUAGUGACCUAUAAAACUGGCUGCCAUCCGAACCUCCUGUUUUACAGUUGCUACUGGACUGUUUGCCUAGCAACUUACUUAAUGGACCCAUAGGGAAUUUAGACUUACAACUAAAUGAGGGUAGAAUGCUGAAGAGAAAGACCACAACAGUUCAGGUAGGGGAAAAAUAAAGAGAAGAAAGCAUUUUUUUUUUUUUUUUUUUUUUUUUUUUUUGCAGCUCCUGCCUACUUUUCCUUUCACUUGCUUUCUAGAUAUAUAGAUAUAAAACAUUAAAGUUCUGACUAUGAAUUUAAGGAGGUAAACUUCUGUUUAUUUUGUUGUCUUAAAGUAUAAGUGUUUUUUUCCUUCCCCCUCCUGCAUCCAAGUUUUUGUUUAAUGAAGUUGUCUUGGAUGAAAAGAGUCUUUGAAAGUAAAAUGAGUGAGUUGUGAGGAGACCAAAAAAAAAAAAAAAAAGCCUGGCAGAAAUAAGCAAGGGAAUUUCUGCUGAUAAUAGAUGUCCUUGGCUCUAUUUGUCAGUCUUUCAAGGAAACUGCUAUCUAAUAAAGGUUUUCUAUGAGCUUGCCUACUAAAUUAAAAAACAUCCCUGCAAAGGAAAUGUGUCUUUCAACUUUUUAUGUGACGUCUUAGGUGAUGUCUUAGAUAUAAAUCAAAACACAUAUCAAUUCUUUAUAUGUGGGAAGGUAAUACUUUGAGACAGUUGAAAUCUAAAUUAAGUUUUGGUGAGUCUUUUUUCUAAAUCUCCCUCCUAGAUACACAUCUCAAUUUGUUUUCUUCAAAAAAUAUUCUGUCUGUUUUUUUCAAAUUUAUUCAGUGAGAGGUUUUGCUGAGUUUUAAGUCACAGAUAGUGGCAGACAUUGGUUGGAGGUAAUUUGUUUUAGUGUUUUCUACAUAACAUAUGGAUCAAUCAGGUAAAAUAAAAAUGCAACCCCUUUUUUAUCAUGGCCUUCUGACUCUGGAUUGUAAAAUUGCGUCAGAAGGUUCUCCAUAUUUUAUUUUUUUAAUUAAAAAAGUUAAACUGUUUGAACUAUAUGCUCAGUAAGUUGAGUUCAGGGACUGAAGUUGUGUGAUUUGUAGGAUGUUAGACUGGAUUAUGUCAGUAACAGUGUCACUCUGAAAAUCUAUUAGUACUGUUGUAAGAUAAUCACCAAGCUCAUUCCGUGUGCAAACAGCUUGGGACUAUAGGACAAUAUUAUCUUAUAUGCAGUGCUGCAAAAACUUGUCCAUGCUACUUCAAAGUACUGCUUGGGUCUAAAAAUGGGCUGCUUUCAUUUCAAAAGGCAAAAUGGCUGUCCCUUGUGUAUCCUACAGCGUCCUUGCUGCAGGUUGUGUUCACUGCCCUCUCCAGUGCCUAGAUGUCCUUGUGAGGAAGCCAGAACAAAUAAUUGGGGAACCUCAUCAAAUCGCCCAGAUUAGGUUAUAGAUUAUCCAGAGUAUUUUCUUUUUCCCCAUGGAUGACUGAGAACUGACUAUGCUUGAGAAGGUCUUAUCUCUUAAAAGUUAUUCCUAACACUUUUGGAUCCUGGGCAUUAUAAUUGUGAAAGUUACGACUUAGCUUGUUUUAUACCACUACCACCGCCCUCCCCAGACAUUUCCUUCUAUGUUACUACUGGCUUGUCUUCACUCGUGAAGCACAAGUGAAGCACAUAAGCAUUGUGUUGGUUUUCAUGUUUUAAUUACUGCUGUCUGAGAAGGGUUACCUGACACAGUAUCAAAAAUCCCCCUACUGGACCUGAAUCUAUUAUAUUUAGCUAAAAUGACUUUUUGGAAAGAAAAACUUUCCCUGAGACAUUGUUAAAUUUGUUAUAAAAUAGCCAUGUUACUAUUUAUUUUUCCCCACUUGAUGACCUAAAUAAAUAAAUCCGCAGCUGUUGGGAUUUUUUUGUUUGUUUUUAAAAUUUUUUUAAACCUAGACCAUGCUCUGUAAUAUUUUUAUAUUCUCAGCAUCACAAAGAAGAAUUACUUUUUUGCUUUCUAUAAAAAUUAGCAACUAGCAAUCCAUGUUGGAAAAAUGUAAGCUAAAUUAUUUAUUUUCUGGUGCUUUCAAACAGGAGACUCUUUUUCCCAUUCACAGAAGAAUACAUUAGUGUGACUAGCAUAUAUACGAUUGUUUCCUUCAGAACAAUAUAUAUUUAUAAAAAGCAAGUGGUGCUCUGGUAUGCUACAGAAAAGUCCUAUGACUGAUGGUGCAAGGUAGCCUGAAGAAUUUAAAAGUGAGAAUAAAGGAUUCAAAGAAGACAUAUGAUACAAUUAAUUCAAGUUUUCAGAGUUUGUCUAGGGAGGGCUGUGAGCAGCCUGAUCAAACUAUGAAGUUAGCAAUGAUUUGAGCAGGAUGAUCUCUGCAGGUCCCUCCCAAUCAAAAUUAUUCCAUGAUUCAUUUCCAGUAAAUUUAUCAAAAUUAUUCCAUGAUUUAUUUCCAGUAAACUUAGAUCAAAAGAAUGAUUUUUUUAUUUUAUUUUUAUUCCUUCUGGGAUAACAUCCAUUGUAGUGAUUAAAUAUUUGGGUUUAUUUAUCCUUUAUAAGCUCACCAUAAAAAUGGGUAAUUCAAGAAAAGUUUAUAGGAAAUUAAGCUAGAAAGUUUCUACUACGGUUGUGAUUUAACGUCACCUGGGAAGGAUUUUUCUUAUAUUUUGGCUUAAUCAAAAUGUGACAGCUGUAAAGUGGGGUCACCUUUUGCUUCUGUAAUUGGUUACGCUGCCUGGUAGUAACAUCCAUAAUGGAAGAAAGUAGAUUGUUUUCUCACAAGAACUUCACACAUGAUUUAUUUUCUUCAUCAGAUUCUUUUUUCAAUUUAGCUGUUCUAUAAAAUAAGAGAUGUAUACAUCAUUUACAGUUCUAAAAUUUAUUGCUCUAAUCAUGACACUUGUAGAUGGCAUAGCGCGACUUAUUUUGUAUUAUAAAUUUCUGUGCAAAAUGGUGACAGAAUAUAACAGAAUAUAACAACAACAACUGGUUCUUUGAAUACCCUUAUUUGUAGCUGGAGCAGCAAAACGAGAUUUGUCCUUUUGGUAGGUGCAGCUUGCAGGUCGGCACUAAUUGUAUGAAUGCACACAUUUCAAAUAAUAAAACUUUUUGAAAUUUUGAAGAUCAUGAGAUUAGUAAAAAUUAAGAAAAAUGGAAUAAUGCAGAUUUUAAUAAUCCAGAAGAGACAGAGUAUAUCUAAAUUUUGACAUUAUUUGAGAAAAAUAAGACUCAACCCCAUAGUAAGACUUUCUCAAAACUAAGUGACACCUUGAGUGUUCCCAAGUAAAUGUGGCAGAUUCUAUUAAAAUUGCCUUAUUGCUGUUGAUUCUGUACGGAUGGUACUCAGAUACUGUGGUAGUAAUUCUAAGAUGAGACUGGAGAGAUCAGAUAAAUGAAGGUGUAAGGUUGAGGGUUCUUUUUUAGUAUGGAAAUUAGUAAAUGAAUAUCUUGUUCUAACGUUUCAGCUGUUUAAGAAUGGUGAUAUUGAAGAGGAGACAAAUUUCGUAUGUAAUAACAAAUUAUGUUAUGGGAUAAUACAAUGUAAAACUGAGGAAUGC
Molecule: messenger RNA, 30165 nt
Organism: Columba livia (rock pigeon)
Lineage: Eukaryota; Metazoa; Chordata; Aves; Columbiformes; Columbidae
Gene: IMMP2L
Product: inner mitochondrial membrane peptidase subunit 2
Exons: 4
Coding region: 277-519 (80 amino acids)
Cellular component (GO): mitochondrial inner membrane peptidase complex; membrane
Molecular function (GO): serine-type endopeptidase activity
Source: RefSeq, a predicted model, not a curated record